Fusarium vanettenii 77-13-4 is the source of this 1587-nucleotide messenger RNA. RefSeq lists its product as uncharacterized. NCBI's taxonomy places the organism in Eukaryota, Fungi, Ascomycota, Sordariomycetes, Hypocreales, Nectriaceae. Bases 1 to 1587 code for a protein of 528 amino acids. Gene Ontology annotation, molecular function: NADP binding; flavin adenine dinucleotide binding; N,N-dimethylaniline monooxygenase activity. The transcript has 6 exons. The record is from RefSeq and is a predicted model, not a curated record.
AUGGAUACUUCAAAGAUCCACAUCGCUGUGAUUGGCGCAGGCCCGGCUGGGCCCGCGGCCAUCAAAUCUCUGUUGGAAGAGGGAUUGCAGGUGACGUGCUUUGAGAGACGAUCGGAAGCCGGCGGGAUCUGGGCGUUCUCAGAAAACCCACAGUUUACGUCUGUGACGAGAGGAACAAGGGCGCAAUUCAGCAAAUUCCUUAUUCCCUUUUCUGAUUAUCCGGUCCCUGAUGACUUCCCUUUGCAUCCCGGGGGCGAGGACUUGCGCAAAUAUUACCAAUCCUACGCAGCUCACUUCGGGUUACUCGAGAAGAUCACCUUUAAUGUGACUGUAUCGUCCAUCACGAGAUCCGAUGAUGACACACAAUGGGCUUUGCAUGUAUCGGGUGGAGAUACACCUCGCCUCUUUGACAAGGUCAUCGUAGCUUCUGGGUCAGAGGUCACGCCUGUUAUUCCUGUGAUCGAGGGCUUGGAGCUCUUUCAGGGCAAGUUCUUACACAGCCAAGCCUUCAAGAAGCCUGAAGACUUUGCAGACAAGAACGUGAUUGUGAUUGGACAGGGAAACACAGCAGGAGACUGUGCAGUCGAACUCUCAUCCUCCUCAUCGAAAGUCUACUGGUCCCAUCGCCGCGGCGCACUCGUGUUUCCCCGCGUUGUGAACGGCCAGCGCUUCGACGCCUUUGCCUCAUGGAAGAAGACGCGCAUGGGGUUCUGGAUCGCCAAGCAUCUACCCUCUCUUCACCGCAGAAUGUUUGACUCUUUCUUCAACUGGGUCGUGUCUGAGUCCUGGGGAAAGCUCAAUCCUCAGUGGCGUCUUGAGAGGAACGCGUUCUACGCGACAACCAUCUCUGGGUUUGUCAUUAAUGACCAUCUCGUUCCUGCGUUGCGUGAUGGAAAAGUCACUUCAACGGCGGGUGUGCGGCGAAUCUUGGGUCCUCGAUCUGUCGAGCUCGACGACGAUACAAUCCUCGAAGAUGUCGAUACCAUAAUUGCCUGUACAGGAUACAACAACUCACUGCAAGUCCUCGAUGGCAUCAUCAGCUACUCCCGCCCACAUCCCGACGUGCGUCCCAUCCCGGACCUCUACCAGGGUCUGUUCCCCCUGGGCUACAGCGACUCCCUAGCCUGUCUCAAUUAUAUCGUCAUCAUGGAAAGCGCUUCUGUGGCGCGUGAGCUCGCUAGCAUGGCCAUCGCGCAAGUCUGGGCAGGAAAAUCCACUCUCCCAUCAGACUCCACCAUGCAAGAUUGGGUUCGUCAACAUCAAGCAUGGUUCGCAAACCUAUGCCUUACGAAUCCACUCCCCCAGUAUGAGGGUCAGCUAGAGGCCCACGACUGGCUCAAGUUUGUGGACGACAAGGCUGGGACCGGCAUGUAUGAGCACCUUGGCUGGACGCUAAGAGGUAUUUGGUUCUGGCUGCGUGAGCCUACGCUGUGCUCGCUCAUGGCGUGGGGUGUCAACUCGCCGCAUCUCUACCGAGUGUUCGAGACGGGUAAGAGGAAGGCGUGGGAUGGCGCCAGGGAUGCAAUUAGGCAUGUCAACUUGCUGAGCGACAUUGACCUUGGCUACGUGAAGCCCAAGACUGAGUGA